UGCGCGGAAUAGAAUGUGCGACUAACGUUACUCAGUUUCAACGCGCCAGCAGGUGAUGAUCCGUUACUCCAGGUGCAACUUUUAAUAGCCGGUAUUUUCAGAGUUACACGGUAGAUAAUCCCCAUAGUUAUGCGCGAUCUUGCCAAGGGAAGGACCAAGAAGGCCCGGAGCAGGAGUAGGAGCAACUGCCGGGCGGUUUUGAAGGCGGUUGGCGCCGAGGCGAGGGAUCCGGCCGGGUGGCGCGCCGGCGAGAAACAGGCGGGAGCGAACGCUCAGGACACCGCCGAGAAGAAGAAUGUCUGCUGCUCACCAAAGGGCUGUCGCCAUGAGAACAGCAAGGAAGUCACAGACAUGGCAUCAGCAGUUAAAGUCGUCUGUUCCGUCAAGACGUGUAAGGAAGGCGUCUUCAUGCACGAGGACUGUUUCUUGGCCUGGGAGGAUGACAUCAUCAAAAACCUACAGAGUCACCACCGCCCCCAGCAGCUGGGUCGGCUCCGAUCAUGGACGUUGGAGCAGCUGCAAAGAGACCUGUGGACCAAGCGCGUGAACGACGUGACGUACAAGCUCUGUGUCUGCCGGUGUGGGGGGUACCUGAAGAAAGACGAAGACUGGGAUGCUGAGAAAGAUGCAGAGAAACAACGAAAUGAUGGUGAUGAUGGAGCAGACAAGAAGAAGAAGAAGAAGAAAGGAGACAAGCCAGGUGUUCUUUGGGCUAAGAAGUCUUGUCCGAAGUUCUCAGCUGCAGAUCUGGCCUCGACAAGACGAUUCAAGAAGGCUGCUGCGAAGAAAAAUUACCUGGCGGAGCCCAAGGUUCAGGUUAUCCCCAAUCCUUCCCAGGGUGCAACAGCAGGUCAUGGGUCAGAGGAAACAAGUGUCAAGGUGGCCUUUGAGGGAACAGGUAAAAGUCACCCCGAAAGAGGCCGGGAAGAAACCAGAAGAGUGCCAAAUUUUCAGAACAGGUCCCCAUCUCCUAAAGGCAACGAUGCAGCCGCUAGGAACAAGAGAGCCUCACCUGAUCAUGACACGCCCCUCUCUGGUUCCCAUGAGGACAGGGACAUCCCAAUGCCCCUUGCACUCACGGCCGCAUAUUGGUGGAUCAACUUCGGAUGGCGAACGUACCUGGACUACACCUUGUACGCAAACGACAAACUAAGUGCCGCAGACACGCGCAUGCAGCAUCUCGUGAUGUGUAAGUCCGUGCAUGAUGUGGAGAAGGCGUUGGGUUGCCAUGGUGAUCUGGUCGCUGUGUCGGGGAGGAUGGGGGAGUGGUGGCAGGAGGUCGGGUGGGGUCAGUUCAGGAGCUUCAUGGAACAUCAGUGAAAAAACAUCUGUGUUGGCUUGAAGUAUCUACUGUAAAUGCAGAAAUGUUCGCAGUGGAUUUAUGUUCGCGGUUUUCGCGUUGGCCAUUUUACCGCGAAUUUAAAACCACCGCGAACAUUUUUCCUGGGCAUUAAGAUACUACAGUGAAUGGUGCUACCGCGAAAUUAAAACCCCCGCGAAAAGUCAUUUUUCCCGCUACCGCGAAAUUAAAUCCCUGCGAACUUAAAUGCAUUUACAGUAUUUUCUGUUGAGAUCAUUUAUUCCUUUGUUAAUUCAUUCAUUCAUUCAUUUAUUCGUUUAUUCAUUUUUUUGUUCAUUCGAUCAUUCAAAUGAAAAAAUUAUUUUCUGAAAACGUGCGCUGUCAUAAAGUGCCAGUGAUAUAUCACUGAGAAAACAUUUGUUUGUUCAAUGUAUCAUGUAAAACUUUGGUCAAAGAUUUCAUAUUAGAUGUUUUUGAAAAGACAAAAUUUUUACAAGAAUGAUAGAGGAAAUAUCAUUUGUUACAUUUGACUGGCAAUCUAAUAUGGCAUAAUGAAAGCUAUUAUGUGUAUAACGCUAGUUCACCUUUAUCCGUAGGGUAACCUUUAUCCGUUCUUUUUAAGAACAAUGUAUUUAGGGAAAUUAAGUCUAACAGAUGAUAGUUUCAAACUCUAACAUUUUUAAAAUAGUACAAUUUGAAACUACCGUCCAUCGACUUAAUAUCCCUGGAUAUCCUGUUUAGCAACACAACAGAUAUAGGUUACCCAACGGAUAAAGGUGAACUAACGUUAUAUGAUUUUGUGUUAAUGCACGUGUAUCGAUCUCUUGACAGUUCUUUGCAGUAUCAUUUUGCAACUAUUUGUUUGAAUGCAAGAAGAACAUAUACCAAACUUUUCUCGUCUCCAUUUUUUCUCCAUUUAAGUUUAGUAUUAAUUUGUGUGAAUGCAGAGCAGAACUUACUUUGAUUUGUGUUGUAAUAUUUUGUACCUAAAAGUAAUAGCCUUAUUAUAUAUUUAUUAUAAGAUGUAUUUAACUUCAUUACAUUAGUAUUGUGCAAGAUACGCAAAGAAAUGUUGUGAUGAACAGCAUUUGUCAAAGUUUGUUGUAUAUCAAGGAAAAUUUUGUUACAAGAUUGAAAA
Messenger RNA from Branchiostoma floridae (Florida lancelet), 2438 nucleotides. RefSeq lists its product as uncharacterized. The transcript is spliced from 6 exons. Bases 130 to 1320 code for a protein of 396 amino acids. NCBI's taxonomy places the organism in Eukaryota, Metazoa, Chordata, Leptocardii, Amphioxiformes, Branchiostomatidae. The record is from RefSeq and is a predicted model, not a curated record.